UUCGUGAAAAGGCGCCUGAUCGCCCGAGUGUGUGCGCCGAGGCAUCGCCACGUCGUUGUCGUCGGGGUUGGUGCUUGUACAGUUCGCGCUCGCUUCGCGUCGUCGCCAUCCCACAACGGAACCGCACCGCCCCCACAAACUUUUCCGACUGGUCGGACAGCAUGGGCAGUGGUGCAAGCAGUCUCCAGCGGCGCGGGAGCACGACCGGCAAGGGUGGCGGGAAAGCGCCAUCGAAAAUGACAGGCCGCGGUGUACCCGCGCCCCUCGUGGCCGCCAACACGCAGUGGAAGAUGGUGCCCCAAACGAUCUCUCGAGACAAGUCGCUCAAGUCGCUCGACGAAGCCGAACUCAACAACAUGCUCAACGACCCCGUGGGCCAAAAACACAUUGGGAACUACGCCAAGAAAAUCCUCACGUCCGAAUCGUUUUACUGCUGGAUCGAGAUCCUCGAGUUUCGCGACGCGCCGUCGUCGGGGUACCAGCGCAGCGUUGCCAAACACAUUUACAAAAAGUACAUUCGCGAGGGCGCGUCCAUGGCGCUGGGCGGCCUCACGCGCGAGAUGGUCGCCGACUACGACCAAAAACUUGCAGUCAUCGACACGGCCCUGAUCAACCAAGACUUUUUCGCGCCCAUCCAAAAGCUGUGCUUUGACGACAUGUGCCGCAACACGUACCACCGGUUCAAGUCGUCGCCCGAGUUUGACUUGUACAAACUCGAGCUCAAGGACACGUACAACAAGGUGACUGUCGACGACUUUGACUACCUCGAGCUUCUCGGGAGCGGGGGGUUUGGCCGCGUGGUCCAUGCCCGGAAAAAGUCCACCGGCAAGCACUAUGCGAUGAAGAUCCAGCUGAAAAAUGGUCUGCUGCACGAACACCAGGAUCAACUCGACCAGAUCACGUCGGAGAAGGACAUUUUGCAGAUUUGCAACCACCCGUACAUCCUCGACAUGCACUACAGUUUCCAGACGUCGGCGCAUGCAAUCAUCGUGACCGAACUUGUCCGUGGUGGCGACCUGAAUGAGCUCAUGAAGACGUCGAAGAAGGGGUACCUGCCGGAAGGCCGCGUGCGGCUGUACGCGGCCGAGAUUGCGCUCGCACUCAACCAUUUGCACGAACUCGGGCUCAUCUACCGCGACUUGAAGCCGUGCAAUGUGCUGCUCGGGGAAGAUGGGCACAUCGUGCUCGCCGACAUGGGGCUGGCCACGGGACUGGAAGAGAUUCGAGCAAAGAAGCGGGAAAAGGAGCGGCUGGCGGCAAACGAGUCGAAGGACACGGAAGAAGCGCCGGCAUCGUCGCGGCAGCUCACAGACGCCGAAGAACAGAAGCGGCGUGACGAAGAAAACGCCGCGCCAUCCACAAAUAGCCAGCUACAGAACAUCCCCAAGUCGUUUGCACGCCCACCCGAUGCCAAAUACACACGCCGCAAGACGACGGUCGGGACGAAAGGAUACAUGGCCCCCGAGCUCAUCUCUGGCAAGCUCUUGCGACGGGAGGAGCGGCCAGGGUACAAUUACACGAUAGACUACUGGUCGCUCGGCGUCACCGUGUACGAACUCGUGUGUGGCUACCAACCGUUCAACUUGUACAACGUGCUGGGCGAUGGGUUUCUGGCCGAGAUCGCGCAGGAAGUCGAAGUCGCCAAGUUGAGCCCGCGGUCGCAGUACCGCGCCGAACUGGAGCGGAUGGCGGCCGGCGUCGACUACCCCGAAUACGUGUCUGAGGACGUUCGCGACUUUAUCAACAAGCUGCUCGACGUGAACGCAUCGUCGCGCAUGGGGUGCACAGCGCGGGGCUUUCUCGACAUCAUGGAGCACCCGUACUUUAAGGACUUGGACUGGGAGCGGCUCAUGGUCAAGCAUGUCCAGCCCGAGUUUACGCCAACGGUCAAGCCCCUCACGGACCGCAAGACGUACUCGAACUUUUGGAACAUGAUGGCGCACUUCGACGCGCGAGACAAGCAUUUUAUCCGACAUGACUGGUACCAAGACCCGCCGCCCGAGAAGCAAAAGGCGUUUGAGCACUGGGAUUACAUCUCGCCGCACACGCUCAAGGCCGAGCUCGGGAUUGCUGCGGAAAUGGACGAAUCCAAUCGACCGUACAAGAUCCUUCAGCUCACAGGCGAGACAGCAGGGUAAUUGUCGUGCGCAUCGACCAAUAGAGCGACAAAACCCAUGGCGCGCCGUCGUCCGGCGGCUAAGAUUGCAGCUCAGAGUGCUGAAUAGAGUUGCUGUGUGUUUGUACAGAGCCUUGUUUGGCGUCCA
Molecule: messenger RNA, 2264 nt
Organism: Aphanomyces invadans
Lineage: Eukaryota; Oomycota; Saprolegniomycetes; Saprolegniales; Verrucalvaceae
Product: AGC protein kinase
Exons: 5
Coding region: 162-2138 (658 amino acids)
Biological process (GO): protein phosphorylation
Molecular function (GO): ATP binding; protein serine/threonine kinase activity
Source: RefSeq, a predicted model, not a curated record